This is a messenger RNA of Clunio marinus, 1956 nucleotides long. NCBI's taxonomy places the organism in Eukaryota, Metazoa, Arthropoda, Insecta, Diptera, Chironomidae. The record is from the annotation of a GenBank genome assembly.
GAAGGAUAAGUAGAAAUGUUGAUGAUUAAAACUUUUAUUCUGUCGACAUCAAUAUGUGUGGCAUUUGGCAUUGACCUCUUCGGAUCAUCAAAGAAAUCUGACUCAUUGACAGUGAAAUGUCGUGAAAAGCGAAUUAACAGCUACGAUGGAUGUGAUUUGAGGAAGCUCAGAAUUUCAUCACGUAAUGAAAGCAUCGAAAUUGAAGACACUCUGAAAGAGAUAAAAGCAUUACGGAUAGAAAAUGGAAUUGUUCAUUAUCUGCCAGAGAACAUAAUGAAAUCAUUUCCAAACUCUUUGAUACUUCACGUCUUGAAUUCUGAAUUGAAGUCGAUUAACCAAAAUGAUUUGAAAGGAAUGACUAAUUUAGAAGAUGUCAAUCUGCAUAGGAAUAAAAUUAAAAGUUUGGACGUGGAUACCUUUAAGGAUUUGAAGGAAUUAAAAUCUCUCGAUAUGUCGAACAACGAGAUCGAACUAAUUCUCUCAAAACUAUUUCAAAGUAACACAAACUUAGAAACUUUAUCAUUAAACUUCAAUAAUAUUGAAAAGCUUCAUGAGGAGACUUUUAUGAUGUUACUGAAGCUUCAACGUCUUUACAUUUCUAACAAUAAAAUAGUUGAGCUUAGAGAUGGAACAUUCUCUGAGAACAAAGCUCUGAUUUCGUUGGAUUUAAGUCACAAUCAUUUGAGUUAUAUUGGAAAGAAUAUUUUCGAUAAAAACCAAGAAACUUUGGAGAAAUUGAAUCUCAGUCAUAACAAAUGCAUCAAUUUGUCAAUAAUAAAAUUCAGUGGCACGAGAAAAAAAGAAUUGGAAAAAGUGAAAUCAGAGUUGAAUGAACAUUGUCGUCCGUUUCCGGUAACAAAAGUUAUUGAAGAGUAUGAAGAAAAGUUUCGAUUGUUGGAAGAGGGAAAUAAUAUCACGAAAGAAGAGUUUAAGGAAAAAAUAGGAAAUCUUACAAAGCUUUGGGAGUUCGAGAUGACUUUAACUCAAUAUGCUAAAAAUGAAUUAUCGAAAUGUCAAAGUAACCAAACCCAAUGCAUUACUCAACUGAAUGAUGCUGAAAGUCAAAACAAAAAUUAUCUUCAUCGAUUACUAAGUUGUGACACAAAGCAAAAAAUUGAUAACAGUAACAAAGUAAAUACAAAUACAAAGUUGGAAGAAAAAGUUCGUCAACUUGAGGAGGAAAAUUUGAAAUUGAGGAACAUUAAAGACGAUUUUGAGAAAUGUUCAAAUUUCGAGCUUAGUUGUGAUAAUUCUGUAAACUCGUCAGUUUGUGAGGCUCAUGGAGUUAUAACUCCAUUGAGAAAUAUGAAAAUUAUCAAUGCCAAAAGUAUUUCCGUCAAAGGGAUUCAAAUAAUUAUUAUAUCGGACUCUUUCAUGUCACAUUUACAAUCAAAUAUAUUUGAGACUCUUCCAAACUUAAAGCAUUUUGAAGCCACAAACUCAAACAUUCGUCAAAUCGAUGAAGGAACAUUUUUGAAUGCUAAAAAUCUUGAAUUUGUUUUAUUAAAAAGAAAUCACAUAAAAUUUCUCUUUCCGAAUAUUUUUAAAGGAGCUGAAAACUUACAAACAAUCAAACUUGAAUCAAAUGGAAUUGAAAUGAUGUCAGCAAAUACUUUUAAAGGUUUAACUGAAUUAAAAAAUCUUCAUUUGCGUAAUAAUUUUAUAAAAGAAAUUCCCAAAGAUAUUUUUAAUGACUUGAAAAGUUUAGAAAUUCUUGACCUGGCUGAGAAUUUACUUCGACAUAUCGAUGGAAAGGCGUUGCAAUUCAACAUUAAUCUGGAGAAAAUCGGAAUCGCUUCAAAUCCAUUAAUGUCAAUCGGUGAAGAAUUGCUGGACAAAUGCGUCAAUCUGAAAGUCAUUUAUUUUGGAAAAACGUCAUGCAUUCCCGAAGCUAUCAAAGCAAAUUCAAAAGAAGAAUUUAAAUUAAUUAUACAGGAGAAAAAGUGCAGCGUUUAA